This is a messenger RNA of Racocetra fulgida, 378 nucleotides long. Lineage: Eukaryota; Fungi; Glomeromycota; Glomeromycetes; Diversisporales; Gigasporaceae. The record is from the annotation of a GenBank genome assembly.
AAAGCCAAGACAAAGGUAAAAAAGAAUACAGUCACUGUAAUAGCAUAAUUAAAAUUGAGGACUUUUGCUGUCCACGAAAGAACGAUCCGCAAUAUAAAUAUUCAACCAGUAAUAAAUGUUAUGAACAAUGCAAAAAUAGGCAAAAAGAAGUAGAUGUAAUCUCUAGCAAAAGAAAACAACUUGAAACUAAUCUAACUGUGAUUACAGGUUCAAUUACAGCUGUAAAUUCUAAUCAAACUGAUUUAUAUAUAGAUCUUAAACAACUUAAAACUAAUCCAACUGUGAUUACAGGUUCAAUUACAGCCGUAAAUUCUAGUCAAACUGAUUUAUAUAUGGAUCUUGAACAAGAUAGUAAUGCUUCUGAAGAUUCGGCAUCAG